Hypoxylon trugodes is the source of this 3068-nucleotide messenger RNA. RefSeq names its product MFS general substrate transporter. The transcript has 3 exons. The record is from RefSeq and is a predicted model, not a curated record. Lineage: Eukaryota; Fungi; Ascomycota; Sordariomycetes; Xylariales; Hypoxylaceae. Gene Ontology annotation, cellular component: membrane. Gene Ontology annotation, biological process: transmembrane transport. Bases 730 to 2319 code for a protein of 529 amino acids. Gene Ontology annotation, molecular function: transmembrane transporter activity.
AGACAAUCAGGAGAUUUGAAGCAAAAUGCCUGCUGAUAAUCGAUUUCCUCGUAUAUGACUACCUAAUGAAAUGACGGCAUAGGUACCGCUACGAUUUUUCAGGGGUUGGGGUUGAAGUUGGGGUUAGGGUUAGGGUCUUUGAAGCCAUUCAGCUCACCGCAGAUACCUACCGUUUACGGUAGACUUCGCUUCAUCAUUGAGGCAUCGCGUUGGGGGCUAUUUAUGCCUCACAAUUGAACGAUCUUCAUGAUGCUGAAGUGUAUAUACCCAUCUCACUGCAUCUAUAACUCAGCCUCUGUUGAACUAUAGCAUACUCUCGACUUCAGCUCAAUCUUGGUAGGCCCUUAUUAAUGGCGCAAGAACGUACGUAAGGUGUUGUGCGAGUCAUUCAAGACGACCCUAUCUAAAAUUGGCACCUAAGUAUCAAAUAUCCGUCUUCUGAUUCGUCAGUUCUUAAGAUUAUGGGGCUUGUCAGCACUACAUUCAGCGGAGUUAGGGAUUCGGGAUACUUCCGAUUGAAGUAAGUCUCCAUAUACGAUGGCAUAGUAGACCAUUCGAAACGAGUUAGGCUUCGCAUCAUGGGCCUAUUUUACCUGGAGUCCUCUUCUUAUCUUACUUACCCUGGUAGUUAGCGUGCUCCGUUAAAUAGACGACUAUUCCGACUUCCAAGAUUGAAAAAAUGUCUAUAGGAUCAUGGAAUCAAUUCCUUCCUGACAACACAUAAUAACGAUGGUCGGCUAUACGCGAGCGCGUCGCAACUCAAAUGAGAUUAGCGAGGCGUCGACUUUACUAGAGGGAGAAGAACGCUCUGAUCGGCCUCAGCGCCCGUCGCAUCGCCCCCAUAUAUCUUUGGGCUCAAUUCCGAGCGUGCACGUUCCCAAGAUCCACAAUGGGCGCACUAUCAUCAAUUUGUUGACCCUCAUCGCAUUUGUUGCCUCUUGCUCGAGCGGGUUCAUUGGAACCCCUGUGACGCGAGUCUUAGAAGACAUCGUUUGCAGGAAAUACUAUGGACUUCAACAAGAUGGCCCAAUUGACGAGAAAGAAUGCAAGGGGACCGAGGUUCAGGAACGGGUAGCGUUUAUCAUGGCCAUUGCGGGCAGUCUCGAUGCCGCAGUCGGUUUUCUCGCGGCUUUACCUUGGGGUUUUGCAGCUGACAGGAUCGGGCGAAAGCCGGUUUUCAUUAUCUGUCUCUUCGGAACGGUUCUGAACAUUCUGUGGGGAGUGACGGUUUUGUACUUCAAUAACGUAUUGCCUGUAGAAUUGAUCUGGCUUGGCUCCGCCGGCUAUUUGAUCGGGGGUGGUAACGCUAUUCUCAUAGGGAUUAUACUGAGUAUAAUCACCGACUCUACUACCGAAGAAAAAAGGGGUGUUGCAUUCGUACGUCUUCACGUCGCUAGUAUGUGUGGUGUUCUGCUUUCGCCAUCGAUUUCGUCCUUCGUGAUGGAAAAGCUAGGGCCGUGGCCACCAAUUUGGGCCGCUAUGGCCGCCCUAGUGACGAGCGCUAUCCUGUUCCUUUUCGUCCCAGAGACGCUAAAGCACCAACCGGAAGGAGAAGCUGCGCGGGCGCCGGAGGUUCAAACAGAGCCCCAAGCCAAAAAUCUCAAGUCACAAAUAUCGCAAUCGUUUACCCGGUUCAAGGAGUCCCUGUCCAUGCUCAAAUCCCCAUCCCUUAUCCUCCUUCUUUUGACAUGCUUGGGAUCCAUGCCAGUUUUGAUCGCAACGCUUGGAUUCAUGGCCCAAUUCAUCUCAAAGAGAUAUGAUAUCAGACUCGCGCAGACAGGUUACAUCCAGACGGGAUAUGGAGCGGUUACAGUCGUUCAAGCAAUAGCUCUUCUACCGUGGGUUUCACGGUAUAUCAUGAAGGGCACGGCGCCCAAGUUAUUGCGAGUAAAAGAUGAACACCAUCGCGAUCUCUACCUUGCGCGUUGGUCGUACGGGUUCCUAGCCGUGGGAAUACUCAUUCUUGCUAUCUCGCCGAGCCUCCCUGGUUUUAUCGUUGGGUUGGUUGUCAUGGCUCUUGGUUCUAGCUUUAGCAGCUUGACUAAGAGUCUUAUGAGUUUAUACGUCGACCCAGAGCAUCGUUCUCGGCUUUUCAGUAUUGUGGGCAUGGCAGACGUCAUCGGUAGCUUGUAUGCCCAGCCGGGUCUUGCCGGACUCUUUACAUUGGGCAUGCAACUUGGCGGUGGCUGGAUUGGAUUGCCCUACUAUGGGUUAGCGAUAGUCGUCGCUCUCGCUGGUUCCCUAUUAUUAUUCGUUAAAGUACCUAAGCAGGUUAAGGAUUCAUCGUCGACACGCGAGGAUGGGGAUGAUUCGGAUUAAAGAUUAGAUGUGGCUGGGCUGGGUGAAGUGGGACGUCAAAAUAGAUGACAUCGGUUAGACUGGAAUGGGCCAUCCCCAUCUUUUCUCAUUUUUACCUACCUCUUAGAUGUAGAAAUUAUUACGAUAGAAUGACCUGAGCCUGGUGCUCGAUAGAAUACAUAUCAGCAUAAUGAUUAACUUUAUGGUUUACGACGACGAAUACGAAACAGUAUAUAAGACGCUUCAAGGGAAUGUCAACACUACCUGCCUUAAGCGCUCUUAAGCGUCGUUGACAGCCGCGUCACUGAGGGUUAACUGCGAAGCGGGGCGCAUAUCGCGGGGCAAUCUUUUGAUACUGUAGAUACAUAGGUAGGUACCUUGGAACGUGUCUCUUAUCUCGAAUAUGUCCGGGGUAGAACGAUGUUACUGUCGGGACUUCUAGCCUUUUGCCGGCAUAUGUCUCAUUCGGUUACAUAUAAGAGGCUGAAUAAUUCGAUAGAGCCUCAUUAUGCUUAAAUGGUGGUGCCAUGCCGAGAAAGGACCCCUUGAAGACAUGGUGUUUUUUUGAUAUAUAGUCGAACCAUGUGUUAUCUUCGUUAUGGUAUCCAGCUGUUAACUGGUUCCACGCAAUCCAUUACGAAGCCUUAGAAUGAUAUGAAAAUGUAACCUGGCAAACAUUCAUUCGUAUGCUGUUAUACUCGUUGGACGUAUUUGGCUGGUGUAUUCGUUGACUAGAGUUAGUAGUUGUAUUGUAUUGUUGAGGUUUGUCA